Schizosaccharomyces cryophilus OY26 is the source of this 2466-nucleotide messenger RNA. RefSeq lists its product as uncharacterized. Lineage: Eukaryota; Fungi; Ascomycota; Schizosaccharomycetes; Schizosaccharomycetales; Schizosaccharomycetaceae. The record is from RefSeq and is a predicted model, not a curated record. The coding region runs from base 14 to 2110 and encodes 698 amino acids. The transcript has a single exon.
CCAAGAUUGAAGUAUGGAAAUGAGUGGAGGAACAUGUAUUACUACAGAAAAAUAUGAACCAGAGCUAAAGGAAAAAUACGGAAACCCUGAGCCGCCGUCUUCAGGAGUUCUCUUAACUACACAGGUGUUUAAUCCCUUCAACCCAAAUUUUAAGUAUAAUAGGAGAGAAAAACAACAUUCUGGGAGUCAACCAUUGCCUAAUGAUAUGCAAGAUUUACUUGUCUCGUCAGCUGUAAAAGAUGCAAGCGAUUUCGAAUGCUUAAAUGGUAAAGAGGUUGAGGAAAUUAAAAGGAAGAUAAAAAUCUUUCAGGGAAAUUUGGAUGUGUCCGUAAAGAAACUUGCUGUGGAAGCUAAAAUCCGCGAGGCUGCCAAAAAUCUGAUGCUUGCGCAAACCAAGGAAAAAAAAGGUAAACAUAAACAAAGCACCAUUGAGCAUUAUGAGCAAUGCUCUAGAAAAGUACGAGAGCUCUCUUCAAAAAUAUGGGUUAUUGAACGAAAACUAUCAGAGCUUUAUUUCUUUUUGCUUAAGCAUAUGGUUGCUGUUUGCAUUCGAGAAAUCAAGAAACAGCCAAGAAACGGUGAACAACAAAGUGAUUCGAAUGCAGUAUCUCAAGAAAACGAGGAUGAUGAGACGAAAAAAGAAAUCGAGGAGGAAGAAGUGAUGAAUCAUGAAGAAAUACAACAACUUGUUGAGCGUAUGGGAUGGAUGCUCGAAACAGUGCAUUCCAUGGGUUCAUCUGUCCAUGAACCUUCUGUGGUUAAUGUUGUUGAUAUGACAGCUGGAGAGAGAUUAUUAGAGCAAGUUAGACAUCUUGAGAUUUUACUAAAAGGAAUGCAUGAAAGGAAGCUCGAAGAGGAAGCAGAUGCGAAAGACAUUGCACCUCGUUCUAUACUGAAUUUUUGGAAAGCAUUAAAUCGUUUAUUUCAACAGGAAAAUGAACACAAAGACUUACAAGUAGAUUCCUCUCACGAACUAGAACAGGUUCAAAUGCACCUGAAACCCAAUUUUGAUAUUGAGUCUUUUUCUUUUUUGCUCAAUCAUUUGUUAACAAAAUACCAAAGAGUUAGACAACUUUACUCUACUAACCAAGAAUUAUUGGAAUUUACUAAAGGGGAAAAUGUCAAGAAGAUCGAUGAACUUAGAAAAGUCGUGGAAGCUCAAAGUGAACAGGUUAAAUCUCUCCAGGGAGAGCUAGGAAAAGCUGAACAUAAUUCCAAUGAGUCGAUAAAGGAGAAUACUGUUCCCGAAUCCAAUGAUCCAAGCGAUGUAAUGACGAAAAAUAACAAGCAGAUGCCGUCCUUUGAAAUAAGAGAUCUCCAUUCUCAGUGUUCUUUGCUUUAUGGUGAGAAGUAUGAAAUGCAGCAAGCCUCGUUGCUGCUUGAAUCAAAAAUCAAUGAACUAGAAAACGAAAAGAAAGCGAACAAACUUAUUGAGAAAGAUCUUCUCGCUCAAAUUUCACAACUAAAGUUAAAAUAUGAACAGCAAAGAGAGUCGAAUGAAUUCUCAAAGAAGUUGAUAAACAACUUACGUGAUGAACUAACUGCCAUGCAAGCAGAACUCAGUGUCGUGAAAGCGAUGAACACUCAAUCAGGAGUCACGAGCGAAGCUUUGGACGGAGAAAAGCAGGAAGCCAUCCAAAAACACAUGGACGUUCUAACAAAAGAGAAUGAAUUAUUGCAUUCUCGUGUAAAUACUUUGGAACUGGAGAAAGAACACCAGGAAAAGGACAGGGAUGCUGUAAACAAUCUUACUCUCAAACAGCUUCAAGUUGAAGAAUUGUUUGCUAACCUAAAUUCCCAUAAGAAGAUGGACUUUGGACUUAUUGAUUUUGGUUCACCAGAGAGCAAAGUUGAAGAAGGGAAACGGGUUGAUGACAGUCAGUUGAUACAUGAAGAAGCCGCCGUUGAUUUAAUUUCGGCGUCAGAAAAACCAAUUGACGAAGAGAAUAAUGAACACAAAAAUGAAGAAACUUUAGAAGUCGAAAUGAAAAGUCAAGAAAUCAUGAGUCAACAUUCGUUGAGCAGUAAGGAUGCCUCUGAAGAAGAAGAAAAUAUCCGUUCUGCUUCAGACAAGCGCAUAGAACCGGAAGUUGCCAAAGACGUCCAGUGAUUUUUCUAGUAAAGCAUUAUUCCUCAAGCUCCUUCAUUCUAUUACACGAUUUUGGAUCUCCAUAAACCUUUUUUCAUAUCUUGUUUCUUUUUUUUGGGGGGAAAACCAUAAAAGAGCCAGCUAUGGCAAAAAUAUUUUAUUUUACCUUAUGUACAUCGACCAUAAAACUUGUGCGUGAAUACUCAUUUGAUAAGUUUUGAUGACGAUUUUCUUUUAUUUUUGGCAAUUAUUGAUGAACUUAUUUUCACGAAGCAUUUAUUAUACUUCCACGCUCUUUUAUUUGAUUUUUGCUUGCAUUCAAUUUCUAUAGCAUUAAACUCUAUCUAUUAUGAAAUCCAUUUUGAUUUUGAUUUCGA